AUGGGGGGGGAUAUAUGUGGUUUGUUGGUGGUGUGGGGGUUGGGUUGUGGUGGGUGGGGUGGGGGGUGGGGGGUGUGGGGGGGUUUUGGGUUGAGGGGGAGGGGGGAUGGUGGGGGUAUUGGGAGGGAUGUGGGGAGGGGUGGGGGGUGUGGGGAGUUGUUGUGUGGGUGUUUGUGGGAUGGGUGGGGGUGGAUUGUAUGGUGUAGUUUGAUAGUGGUGUGGGGGAGGGGGAGGGGGGUGGGGUGUUUGUGUAGGGGUGGUGGGGUGGGUUUUGGGGGGGGGUUAUUGUUGUUGGUGGGUAAGUGUGGGGGGGGUGGGUUUUUUUUAUGGGUUGGUGGGGGGGUGUUUGUGAGGGUAGUGAGUUGA
This is a messenger RNA of Knipowitschia caucasica, 366 nucleotides long. The record is from the annotation of a GenBank genome assembly. NCBI's taxonomy places the organism in Eukaryota, Metazoa, Chordata, Actinopteri, Gobiiformes, Gobiidae.